AUGGGCGCUGCACCGCAUCACUCAGCGCUGCACCGCAUCACUCAGCGCUACACCGCAUCACUCAGCGCUGCACCGCAUCACUCAGCGCUGCACCGCAUCACUCAGCGCUGCGCCGCAUCACUCAGCACUUCGCCGCAUCACUCAGCGCUGCACCGCAUCACUCAGCGCUGCGCCGCAUCACUCAGCGUUGUGCCGCAUCACUCAGCGCUGCGCUGCAUCACUCAGCGCUGCACCGCAUCACUCAGCGCUGCACCGCAUCACUCAGCACUGCACCCCAUCACUCAGCGCUGCACCGCAUCACCCUGCGCCAUCAGCCUCUCUUGCAUCCCCCAUCCGUGCUCCCCCACGCAUCGCCGCACACCAGGGUGGAUCAGUGCAGACUACUCAGCGUUGGAGGGCAUCAACCUGGGGCACGCGCGGCGCUACUCGCUGCAGCAGCUGCACGACGCCACCCACGGCUUUUAUGACCAGCUCGUGCUGGGACAGGGCGGAUUCGGCAAGGUAUGGCUAGGGCAGGGCGGAUUCGGCAAGGUAUGGCUGGGGCAGGGCGGAUUCGGCAAGGCGUACGAGGGCGAUGCCGAUAAGCAAUGCAACACAGCGGCCCCAACCCCUUCCCGGUCCCCCUGUCUUUCCCAACCCCCCAGUCCCUCCCUCCCUGCGAACCAGGUGUACCUGGGGGUGCUGAGUGGUCAGAUGGUGUACAGAGGGGAGCUGAACGGUGAAGGGGUGGUGAUAAAGAAGGCGACGGAGAAGCACCGGCAUGACGGGGCGGACUUCAAGAACAAGAUCGAGCUGCUCACCGCCAUGUCUCACAGCAACCUCGUGCGCCUCACAGGCUUCUGUGUCGAGAAGGACGAGCAACUGCUCGUGUUUGAGUUCAUGGAGGGGGGGGUGCUGGACGCGUGGAUCAAAGGCAAGAUGGGUCGCAUGCUGAUGUGUCGGGAGCGGAUGCGCAUUGCGCUGAACGCAGCGAGUGCGCUGCACUACCUGCACCGCGAGAUGCGGCCUGCCAUUGUGCACCACGACAUCAAGCUGCCGAACAUCCUACUGACAGCAGUGCCGGAGGCGAAGAUGGCGGACUUCGGCAAGUCCAAGUCCAUGCCGGAGCGCGGAGAGCUCAUGCCCGAUGAGAUCGUGGGCAGCAAGGGCUACAUCGACCCCUACUUCGUGCAUUCAGGCGUGCUGAUGGAGAGCAGUGACGUGUACAGCUUCGGGGUGGUGCUGCUUCAGCUGGCCACAGGGCAGCUGCCACGCAUCCAGCACGUGCCCCUCAGCCAGGUCGUGCUGCACCUCAUCUUCGGCCCGCAGGGCCUUGCCUCCAUCAUCGACCCACACCUCCAUGAUGCCCUGCUCGCCAUAGCCGCCGCCGCCGCCGGUGAUGGCGCCGAUGCUGCUGCUGCUGAGGGUGUAGUUGCAGGCGGUGCGGGGGAGUGGGAGGAAGGGGCAGUGAGCGCAGGGGAGAUGGUAGCCGGGCUGGAGGAGACGUUCAGCACGUUCCUGCGCAUCGCGCUGUGGUGCACCACGGAGCACCCCACGCUGCGCCCCCACAUGGAGCAGGUCGUGUCGAUGAUGCGUCGGCGCUAUCGCCGCUCCCCUCCCUACGCCGCCCCGUCGCCACCCCUAGCGGCCCCAUCGCCACCUCUGCCGGCCCCGUCGCCCCUCUACCGAGCAGCCCAGCAGCUGAGCCGCCCAACAGCAGAGCCGCCGAGCCGCCCAGCAGCCGAGCCACCGAGCUGCCGGGCCGCCCAGCAACCGAGCCCCCGAGCCGCCCAACAGCCGAGCUGCCCGACAGCCGAGCCGCCGAGCCGCCAAGCCGCCCAGCAGCCGAUCCGCCGAGCCGCCCUGCCGUCGAGCCGCUACUGUUCCUACCGGCGCACCCCGGCCCUAUUUACUUGGACUGGUGAGAUCACUCCCUGCUACGCCACUACAGUCAUGGCUACCCCCAGUGUUCUUACCUUUGAUGCUGAGCGUCGUGCUGUUGACUUUGAAGUCUGGGUCGAUGACCUCCAGCUAUUCCUACACUGCGAUAGGGCAGACGGACUCUCCUUGUUGGAUCUCACCUCUAGUGCCUCCCUUGCCCCGCCUGCUACUGCUGACAUCACUGUUCGCUCACAGUGGGCCACACGCGAUACUGCUGCCCGUCUUGCUAUGCGUCGCCACUUACCGACCACUGAGCGUGCGCACUUUUGCCAAUACAAGAGUGCUAAGACCUUGUACAACGCUGUAGUUGCACGCUACUCUUCCCCUGCCACUGCUGCACUAAGCCACCUCAUGCUACCGUACCUCUUCCUUCACCUUGCUGCCUUUCCCACAGUCACUGACCUCAUUACGCACCUCCGCACAAGUGACACUCGCUAUCGCGCUGCGCUUCCUGCUGAGUUCUAUGCCAAGAACCCCCCCCCCAUGUACAUCACCCUCUACUACAUAGUCAUCCGGCUCCCUAACUCUCUCCGCGUAGUCAGGGACCACUUCCUCUCAGUUUGCCUCGCCACUCUCACCGUUGACCUCCUCGAAAAGGCCCUCCUAGCAAAAGAGAAGAGCAUAGUCACUGUAGGAGCCUCUCGUGGUGACCCUCGCACCCCCGUCUUUGAGGGGUGUUCCCCUCCCCCCCUCUUGCCCUCUAUUGCCUCUGCUUCUGCGGCCGACCUCGUUGGUUUCGAGUCGGUCGGCGCUGCGUCUGCCCCGAGCGGGAGACGCCGCACCGGCAAGGGCAAGGGGGGCAAGGGCACUGGAGGGGCUGGAGGGGGCGGUGGAGGUGGUGGUGGAGGCAGUGGAGGGAGUGGGGGUGGUGGUGGGAGUGGUGCCGGGGGUGGCGGCGGCGGCGACAGCAGUGGAGGAGGCGGAGGCGAUGGAGGUGGCGGAGGGAGCGGAGGCAGAGGAGGUGGCGGAGGAGGCGGAGGUGGAAGAGGCGGCAGAGGCGGCGGGGGCGGCGGCGGCGGUGGUGGAACGGGUCGCGACUCUGCGCAGAGGAGUGGCUCAGGUGGUGGUCCGCGCCAGCAGCAGCGGAGUGGUGUGACCUUGUCCCCUCAGCAGCUUCGUGAGUGGUACACUGCGCGUCAGCGCGGUGGGGGUUUUGGUCCCUUCGCUUACGUCCUCCGUACCGGCGACCGAGCUGGUGAGCAGUGCGAAGGCCCGCACUCCACCCAGCGCUGCUUUGGUUGCCUGACGAACGCGUGGCGUCGCCAGUUCCCUGAGGCGUCAGAGAUCCCUCGCUGGGGAGAUCUAUCUAAGGCCGGGGUUGCUAUCUUUGAUCUUGAUUUUGAUGCUAUUCUUGCUGCCAUGUAUGCUGUUGAUACUAGUGUUGCGGGUGACUGUUACCUAUGUGUACCGCCUUACCCGGGCAUUAAGGCCGCUGCUCUAGGUGCUGGUGAGGCUGCUGCUCUAGGUGCUAGUGCGUUUGCUGCCACAGGUGCCAGUGCGUCUGCUGCCCCAGGUGCUAGUGAGUCUGCUCUCUCAGGUACUACGUCGGCUCAGGCCUUCCACACCUUCACCCUUGACUCGGGUCCGUCCCGCUCCUUCUUUCGAGACCGCACCACUCUUACACCGCUCUAUCAGCCGGUUGCAGUCUCCCUGGCAGACCCCUUUCAGGGUCCUGUCCUUGCUAGCUUCUCCAUUGUCCUACCGUGCCCGACAGCCCCCUCUGGCAACCUGUCUGGUCUCUACCUCCCCUCGUUCUCUAUGAACAUGGUGUGUCCCAGGUAG
Closterium sp. NIES-65 is the source of this 3702-nucleotide messenger RNA. Lineage: Eukaryota; Viridiplantae; Streptophyta; Zygnematophyceae; Desmidiales; Closteriaceae. The record is from the annotation of a GenBank genome assembly.